GGCCGUGUAAAAGGGGGUGGCGCGCAUUGGUGAUAAAGAGGCGCCAUCUAUUCGUAGAGUACCCGGCCACCCUCGAAACACCCGUCGUGCAUAAACCGCGCUCGUACUUUCCCGUAUAAUUGCGGCAAUUCAGUGGCAGCCGAUCGAGCCAGUGCAACCGUGCCUUAAUAAAGUGACCAGUGUAUGCCUUUGGGGAAAGGAGAUAGAUAAAGAAUGGACAUACUCCUAAGGGACAUGAACGUUACGUGGCGAUGACAAGCCUGAUCUUGGAGAACGCGGACUUAAACCGACUUUUUCCAAAAUGCCGGCCUAGGGGCGGCCCACCCCCGCCCCCGGGGGGCUCCACGCAGACCAGCCAGCCGCAUGACAACCCUUGCCAAACGGAGCCUGCCUCUGUUACCACCAUCAUCACCACGUCCUCCACCGUCACGAUUGCCUCUGCUAACGACACCAUCAUCACCACCACCCCUUCUUCGAAUCUUCUUUCCGCCAUAUCUGACGACAUGAUCGACCUUGAGCGCGACACCUCCGACAGGUAUAGGAAACGAGCGAAUGGCAGAAAAAAAUCAGCUUCGCUGUCCCGUAGGACGGCGAGCGUGGUGGCCGGUUAUGGUGCCGAGGGCCAAUUGCCGAUCGGUACAUCUACGAAGAAGGCAUUAUCCUCGAGUUCGUCCUCGGCAUCAGGACGAUCCGAGGAUGCACCUCAAUAUGGCAGCCUGGCGGGUAGCGAUCAUCAGACGCAAUCCCAACAAGAGGACAGCGGACCCGAGGAGAGUCCCGUUUAUAUUUUGACCUCCGCCAAGGGAGAUCGUAGCUACAGAUUACGUGACUCCAGAAUUAUAGAAAUUGCUGGUGGUCGAGAAGUAUUUUCGCAAAGCCGAGGAAAAGUAGCAGCAAGGAAAUCACGCUUUCAUGCUGCAUCCAAUUCAUUAAAUAACGAAGAUACUCAAGCAGAUAACAAGUUAUCCAUUAAGAAAAACAAUAAAUCACCGAGCACGCAAACUAUUUGGGAAUUACGAAGCCGAUGUGGUGAAACAAGGAAACAACGUACAAACCGAGAGGUUACAGAGACUGUAUUCUCAUCCGAGGUGCAUUCAGUACGACGUAAUCCUACCAAGUCUAUCCUUGAUUACGAUUCUCCUAAAAGCAAUCGUAGCAAUUGUAUUAUUAAUUAUGAUUCAAUUUUAAAUAGCAAUAAUGUAGAAUACAGUGUACCUAAAAGUAUUACUGAUCUGGAUUAUGGGUUGUCGAAAAACUGUGUAGAUUAUCAAUCUAAUCACACUACACCUGCAAGAAGUAUGGCUAUUGUUAGUGACGGUGAAGUGGUGGUGUUUGACGAUAUAGAUGACAACUGGCAAGGUUUGCGUUUGGAUUUAGCAUCAAAUAAUACAACUCAAGUUACAACAACUAAUUUAGAUUUGGAAACAGAAGAUUCUCAGAGAGGUCGUAUUCCUCCUGAACCGCCAAGUUCUAGCGUUGGUAGCACUCCAAGUCCUACAACAACGUAUCAUCAUAAUACAUCUGAAUUCUUCAAGGUUGUAACAACAGCAAGCGAUUGCGAGAUAGAUUCACCUUCCCCAGAGCGUAACCAUAAAGUUGCAAGAGUGAUAGGAGAAUUACCAAUUGCGCAGUAUUCAGGAAGUCCAAGACGUUAUGGCGUUCGUGAAAAUCCACAACUUCCCAGUUUGUUAUCGUCACCUUCUGUAUACAUGACACCGAGACCUGGUUUUCCACAAAGAGUAUUGCCGACAACACCCAAUCAUAAAGAGAAGGAGGAUGUCUCUGCUGAAAUUAUCGUAGAAAAACCUGUGAUAGAAACAACCAUAGCUCACACAGAAGAUCAAUCGUUAAACGUUUCACCGUCGUCUCCUAAAAUUGAGGAUGAAGAAGAAGAUUCAUUAAAACCACCAGCAUUACCUGCUGACAAUAUAAGUAGUCUUGUAUCACCAGGUGGCAGUACUUUUGAUUACUUGUAUGAAUUUUCUGAAACUCGAAAAGUAUUAGAAGAAUUUUUCAAAUGCCCGCCUCCAUCCAAAGAGAAAGAGAAUAGCAUUGAAUCGUUUCCGUUCCAAGACUUGGAUUAUGAACUGCGAAGACAAGGAGGAAGUUCAUAUGUUGGCCAACGUUUGGCUAGUGGCCCACCCCCUACGGAGGAGGUUAUGGUACACGAAUCACCAAAAAAGCAAAGAUCUGAUUUUCCUCAAAAUACUGGCGAGCACGAAAACAACUUUUUGGAUCUCUCAGUAGGCACUGGAAGCAGUGAAGAUCUUGGAGAGACAGAAGUGGGUUUACAGGUUGGCCACUCGCGUAAUUUCACAUUAAGUCCUGAAACAACUGACUGCGACAGCAAUUGUGGAGAUUUAGAUAGCGAAGUUUCAUUAAUGAUGAUGGAUAAUGAAUUAUUGCCGGCCAGUGGUUUGCUUGGUUCUGUUGGAGAUUUAGGAAAUAACUCGGAUUCUCUUAGAAUCUAUACGAGUAUGCCUGUAUUAGAAGAUGGUUUAUCUAGUGGACAUGCUAGUGACACUGAUAAUAAUAAUCCAACGGUUAUGCUUAUGAAACGGCAAAUAAAUGAAAUAGAAAAGGAAAUUAUUCAAAGGACGCGUAAUGAUAUGUUAGGAACUGAAAAUGAGCCGGUCAAAGAUGUGAGUUUAAAUGUCACAAAGGAUCUCUUGAAUACAUUACAAACAUCAUCGCCUGAUUUAUUUAUUGCGAAGAAAGAAAACUCGUAUGAAACCAAUGAAUUACAACUCGAUGGAUUAGAUCCUUUGGGUACACCACCACCACCUGCGCCACAAGGUAGACAAAGUGUCAAUUUGGAAAUAGGUGGUGAAGUAGAAGCAGCCAUUAAAGAUAUUAGAAUGGCAUUGCAAAGAACUAAAACACUUCCUGUUAAAUCUCCUUCUGAAGAACCACCUGAACCAAGCGUUAGUCCUAUUUGGAUACCAAGUAUAUUGGAUUUCAGGCGGAGAAUAUGCAUGGAAAGUAAUAGCGAAGAUUCGGAAGCACGACGAGGAGGCGACGAAGCGGAUGUAGAGAUAGAAGAAGGUCCGGACGAAGAAGAAGCAGAUACUGAUCUUGAGACUGAUCGAUUAUUAGGACAGCAAAGAACUGACGAUCAAGGAUUUUAUGAUGAUAAAGGGUGGCGGAAGCCUAAGACUAGGACAAUGUUACCACCAAUGAGUGCAAAAAUCGCAACUCCUAAGCAAACCCCUCCUAAAACCUUGAGUGUAACUCCUAUAGAAACGCUAGCAUCGUCCGAACCUUUGCCAUCUACGUCUACUUCCAUUUCUCCACCUCCUGUAGUAUCUGUUAUUCAAUCACCACCUUCUGAACGUGAAGUAACCACCCCUACGCAACCUGCAACAAGUCCACAGAAGACCCCAGUCAAAAACUCUCCCUCGUCCCCUCAGAGUCUGAAGGAAUCUAGCAACAAGGUGAAAAAGGAUAAAGAAGGAAAGAAGAAAAGUCGAAAUAAAGAAGCAUUAUUGGACGAUCCUUCAGUGUUAAUCGAAGGUGUACUCUUCAGAGCAAGAUACUUAGGAUCUACUCAAUUAGUAUGUGAGGGUCAACCAACUAAAUCUACUAGAAUGUGUCAAGCAGAGGAAGCUGUUUCUCGAAUAAAGGAUGGGCCAGUGCCAAUGCAGGCUACGCUCUUAAACUAUGGGGGGCAGCAUGGUUACGGGCGCUGCAGCAUAACUUCGCAAGGAAGCCUAGAGGAAGACGAAUGUGACUCAAGCGAAGAACUUAUAGGGAGUGCUUCUGGUGGGGGCCAGUCCGAGACACACACAAUAGCCGCCCAACCAAAACUGGCCCCGAUCAGUGGCUCCUUGGGGCCCACAACCGUUUUCAGACUACAAUUUCUUGGGUCGGUGGAGGUGGAAGAGGAAGGGGGACGUAAACGGCGUAAGCGCCUUAAGAAUCACAUGGUGGAAGAGGCUGUGACUAAAAUAAAGGCACUGGCACCGGAUGGUGAAACUCAACCCAGUACCGAAGUCGACCUAUUUAUUUCAACAGAGAAAAUUAUGGUUCUUAACACGGACUUGAAAGAAAUUAUGAUGGAUCAUGCUUUACGAACGAUAUCAUACAUAGCAGAUAUCGGUGAUUUGGUUGUUCUUAUGGCUCGAAGACGAUUCGUACCUCAUGAAAUGGAAGAAGCCCCUAAGAUAAACAGGACUCCCAAAAUGAUCUGUCACGUUUUUGAAAGCGAAGAAGCUCAGUUUAUUGCACAAAGUAUUGGACAAGCAUUUCAAGUAGCUUACAUGGAGUUCCUAAAAGCAAAUGGAAUAGAAGAUCAUAGUUUUGUUAAAGAGAUGGAUUAUCAAGAAGUACUUAAUUCACAGGAGAUAUUUGGCGACGAGUUGCAAAUGUUUGCAAAAAAGGAAAUGCAGAAAGAGGUAGUAGUACCAAAAGCGAAAGGUGAAAUUCUUGGUGUAGUGAUAGUUGAAUCCGGAUGGGGCUCUAUGCUGCCAACUGUAGUUAUAGCUAAUCUGGCACCAGCUGGUGCUGCAGCUCGUUGCGGGCAAUUAAAUAUUGGUGAUCAAAUAAUAGCAAUUAAUGGCGUGUCGUUAGUUGGCUUACCUCUAUCAACAUGUCAGACGUACAUAAAGAACUCAAAAAAUCAAACGGUCGUAAAAUUAACUGUCGUACCAUGUGCACCCGUUGUUGAAGUGAAAAUCAAGAGACCCGAUACAAAGUAUCAGUUAGGAUUUAGUGUACAGAAUGGGGUGAUAUGCAGUUUGUUAAGAGGUGGUAUUGCAGAAAGAGGGGGAGUAAGAGUGGGUCAUAGAAUAAUCGAAAUUAAUAAUCAGAGUGUUGUUGCUGUACCACAUGAAAAGAUUGUUAAUCUUCUUGCCACUUCUGUUGGUGAAAUCCUGAUGAAGACAAUGCCCACUUCAAUGUUUAGGCUAUUAACUGGCCAGGAGUCUCCGGUGUACAUAUAAACGUUCAGUUGCCUGGCUGAUGCGUAGUGAACAGACAAUACAUCUGCCAUCCACUACCACACUAUUUACCACUUUACUGUACAGAUUAUUUCACGCAAAUUGCUUUGUGUUUCAAUUCCAAUGGAGCAGUUCAUACGUCAUCAGCGCUCCUGCUUAGUAAACCAAGACUACCUAGGUACGUUAAUGAAAACGUUACUAAAUAUUUACUCGAGCAUAAUUUAUAUAAUUAUUGUGAUUACCUUAAAUAUACAUAAUAUAUAUAUAUAUAAAAAUAUAUAUAUAAAUAUACACUUUAUUAAAUUAAUGAGAUUUUCUAUGGCAAGUCCUUUGAAAUGCCUUUGAAAAAUUCACUCUUGACAAAAAAAAUUGCAUUCCCAUAAAGGAGAGAAUAGUUGGUCCUAGCGUUUAAAGCUUCAAGCAAGAGUUGCAACUACUCACACGAAUAUGAUGCAAUAAUUCUUGAGCAAAAAUUAAUAAUAAUAUUAAUUAAUUAUAAUUAUAAUAAUUAUAAUAAUAAUUAAUAAUAAUAAUU
Polistes dominula (European paper wasp) is the source of this 5472-nucleotide messenger RNA. RefSeq lists its product as uncharacterized. Gene Ontology annotation, biological process: chemical synaptic transmission. The record is from RefSeq and is a predicted model, not a curated record. Gene Ontology annotation, molecular function: protein binding. NCBI's taxonomy places the organism in Eukaryota, Metazoa, Arthropoda, Insecta, Hymenoptera, Vespidae. Gene Ontology annotation, cellular component: cytoplasm; plasma membrane; dendritic spine.